AUGGCCGGAGAUGGCGGCGACGACGAGGACCAGCUUGGGUGGUCCUUAAACCACGCGGCUUGUCUCCGCGACCGCGUCACCAGCCUCUACCGACCUUUCCCGCACGCGCCUCUUCCCAUGCCCGUGCCCGGCGACCUUCAUACCCACCUCCCGCCCCGAUUCCUGCUCAUCACCAGUUGUCUCAUCCAUGCUGUUCAUGUCCUUCCUAUGUUUGUAGCUCAGUCUACUGACGAGCAAGCGCUGCUUGCAUUCAAGGCCUCCAUCUCCGACGAUCCGAGCAGGGUGCUUGCUGCAUGGACGCCCACCAGUGGCAGUGUGAAUGCAACAGACAGCGUCUGCCAGUGGAGCGGCAUGUCAUGCCGCUCCCAACAGCACCCAGGCCGUGUCACGGCGCUGGAGAUCAUGUCGUCCAACCUGAUGGGUGUGAUCAGCCCCAGCCUGGCCAACCUCUCCUUCCUCCGCACACUCAACCUCUCUGGCAACCGCUUCUCCGGUAACAUCCCCUUGGAGCUUGGCCUGCUGCGUCGCCUCCAGGUCAUCAGCCUCGGUGGGAAUUUUCUCACUGGUGAGAUACCCACGUCUCUCACCAACUAUGCUCGCCUCACCCAUGUGGAGUUACAACGGAAUGGAUUGCAUGGAGAGAUCCCGGCGAACUUCAGCUACUGCCGAGAGCUCCGGGUGUUCAACGUCAGUGUGAACGGCCUGUCCGGUGGCAUUCCGCCAUCGUUUGGGUCACUGUUGAAGCUUGGGUUCUUGGGCCUUCAUCGGAGCAACCUCAUCGGUGGCAUCCCCCCAUCCUUGGGUAACCUCUCUUCACUUGUGGCAUUUGAUGCCAGUGAGAACUAUAAUCUAGGUGGUAACACACCAGACGUGCUAGUAAGACUCACCAAGCUGAAUUAUCUGAGGCUAGCUUCUGCCGGCCUUGGAGGCAAAAUCCCAACGUCGCUGUUUAACAUAUCAUCCCUUAGGAAACUUGACUUGGGAAACAAUGAUCUAUCUGGUGUGCUGCCGCCCGACAUUGGCUCCACUCUGCCAAGAAUCCAAUUCCUUUCGCUGUACAACUGUCGGCUCGAAGGGCGCAUCCCAUCGUCGAUAGGCAACGCGACGGGACUCCAUUUCAACCAGCUUGAGGCCAAGUGGGACAAGGACUGGGCUCUGAUGGUGGCACUAGGGAAUUGCAGUAGGCUGGUUGCACUAAGCCUUUCUAGUAACAGGUUUCAGGGCGUGCUCCCUACUUUUCUUGUAAAUCUCACCGUUGGGAUACAACAGAUCUUUAUGAAUGCAAACAUGAUAAGUGGUACGAUCCCCCCAGAGAUUGGCAAGUUCAGCAAUCUUCGUGUUCUUGCGCUUGCUGACAAUGCCUUGACUGGCACCAUUCCAGAUACCAUUGGCGGUCUUCGCAGCAUGACUGGGCUAGCUGUCUCUGGUAACAACAUAUCCGGUGAGAUCCCACUUAUGCUGGUUGCAAACCUUACUCAGCUUGCUUUCCUGGAUCUGUCACAGAACGACCUGCAAGGAAGCAUACCUGAGAGCUUUGGAACCAUAAGCAUUGGAAUCCUGGACUUGUCUUACAAUCAGUUCAGCGGUUUGAUACCAAAACAGGUUGUCAAUCUCUCCUCUCUAACUCUGUUCCUCAACCUGUCCCACAACAUCUUCUCAGGUCCGAUCCCUUCAAAAGUAGGCAGAUUGAGCAGCCUUGGUGUGCUGGACUUGUCAAACAAUAUGCUGUCAGGAGGGAUACCCCAGACGGUCUCCCAGUGUCAAGCUUUGGAGUACUUGUUUCUGCAGGGAAACCGGCUUGAUGGGAGGAUUUCCCCAUCACUCAACUCUCUGAAAGGUCUUCGGUACUUGGACAUGUCACAGAAUAAAUUGUCCGGUCCAAUCCCAGAUUUCUUGGCAACAUUUCAGUACUUGCGUUACCUGAACUUGUCCUAUAACCAAUUUGAUGGGCCGGUGCCGACAACAGGAGUGUUCAAUGAUUUAAGAACCUUCUCUGUUGCUGGGAACAGAGUUUGUGGUGGUGUUUCAGAGCUGCAGCUUCCGAGAUGUUCUGGUACUGAUCACUCUGGUACAAGGUUAAACAAAUCAAGAACUGUACUGAUUUUGGCUAUUACCAUCGGAGCUUUCUUGGCUCUAGUCCUCGACUCCUCGUCACAUGCACCUUUGUGA
Phragmites australis (common reed) is the source of this 2169-nucleotide messenger RNA. Its product is annotated as putative receptor-like protein kinase At3g47110. The transcript is spliced from 3 exons. Bases 1 to 2169 code for a protein of 722 amino acids. Lineage: Eukaryota; Viridiplantae; Streptophyta; Magnoliopsida; Poales; Poaceae. Gene Ontology annotation, molecular function: receptor serine/threonine kinase binding. The record is from RefSeq and is a predicted model, not a curated record.